AUGACUCCAAUUGAAGCUGCGCUUGCGCAUAUAAAUGCACUUGAACCUGGAGAGAAACUUGUCUAUCAAAAAAUUGCAGAUCAAUACAGUUGCAGUCGGUCAACGUUGUCGCGGAGGCACCGGCAGCAGACAACGUCGCGUGCAGUCAAGGACUCUGAGCAGCACAAACUCAACCCACAACAAGAGGCAGAGCUUGUAAAGUAUAUACAAGAACUCACUACCCGUCGCUUACCACCUACAAGAGAGAUGAUACGAAAUUUCGCCUCUGCUGUAGCGCAGGAGACGCUCUCUGAUAGCUGGGUCACUCGCUUCCUCCACCGUCACAACAACUGCCUCCUGCCACGUUGGGCCACCGCUAUGGACUCCAAUCGCCACUACGCCGAGUCAUAUACCAAGUAUAAACAGUACUUUGAUAUACUCUACUCUAAG
Didymella exigua CBS 183.55 is the source of this 429-nucleotide messenger RNA. RefSeq lists its product as uncharacterized. The transcript has a single exon. The record is from RefSeq and is a predicted model, not a curated record. Lineage: Eukaryota; Fungi; Ascomycota; Dothideomycetes; Pleosporales; Didymellaceae. The annotation marks the transcript as partial.